Molecule: messenger RNA, 1147 nt
Organism: Pollicipes pollicipes
Lineage: Eukaryota; Metazoa; Arthropoda; Thecostraca; Pollicipedomorpha; Pollicipedidae
Product: protein OSCP1
Exons: 9
Coding region: 50-1147 (365 amino acids)
Biological process (GO): transport
Cellular component (GO): plasma membrane; cytoplasm
Source: RefSeq, a predicted model, not a curated record
UUCUGGAUGGUUGAGGGUUGAUUGUGGGAGGUGCUAUUCUUGAAGAAGGAUGUCACUUAAGGCGAUGCCCCUGCUCUUCCUCAACAUGGGAGGAGAGAUGAUAUACAUACUGGACCAGCGACUGAAAGCUCAAGACAUUCAUCAGGGAAAAGCCGAGAAAGUGCUGGACGACAUCCUGGGCCUGAUGUACACGGGCCGGUUUGUGGAGGAGCUGUUCCGGCCGCAGCCGCUGUACUCGGCGCAGGGCCUGCGCACCAUCUUCUACCGGCUGGCGCACAGCUCCAUCAUGCGGCUGAACAAGUCCAGCAUGGACAAGCUGUACGACCUGAUGGUGAUGGUGUUCAAGUACCAGGUGGAGCAGUGCGCCUCGCCGCAGCAGCUGCUGCUGGUCACGCUCAACCACCUGGACCGCAUGGCGGAGUACGCCACGGCACCGCGCGUGCAGCGCCAGGUCGACGCCGCCUACCACCUGCUGGUUCAGUGCUACGGUAAUCUGUCGGCCGGAGAGAUGCAAGACAUUCGGUACGAGAUCCUCAACUUCUUUCUGGACUACCGUGUCAAGGUCUCCAUUUUCCUCAAGGACAAACGGCAAAACCCGAACGGCAACUUCGUUAUCGACAUUUCCGGCCCUCUGCCUGAAGGUGUGCCCAUGCCGGGGGAGAUCCGCUACUUCGACGAGCGGGGCGAGAUCUGCGACGCCGGCAGUUUCCCGCUCAAGGACGCGCUCAGCGCACCGCUCAAGCCGGCCUCGCUCGCCAAAAACGCCGACCGCGGCACGGAGCUCGGAACCAAUAUAUACAGCUGUGAAGAGGGGGAGGCAGCACCGUCCGGGUCGCGGCCGUCGACCGUCACGCCGCCGGGCCCCGAGCACGGCCCGCCGGCGGCGCGCGCCUCCCAGGCGCUCGACCUGCUGGCGCAGCUGAUCGGCCAGACGGCCGCCAAGGAGUGCGAGAUCCGGCUGAGCCUGCCGGGCCCGGCCGCCACUGCCGCGCGACUGACGGAGCCGACCGAGGACGGCGGCGCGCCGGUGGUGGGCACGCGCCAGCACUGCCGACACCUGGAGCGGGUCAUGCAGGACAUGACGGUGGAUGUGUCGGCCGGCGACCAGCCGGACCUGCUGCACAUGAUGGACGCCACCGCCGAGUGA